Polistes dominula (European paper wasp) is the source of this 6808-nucleotide messenger RNA. RefSeq lists its product as uncharacterized. The record is from RefSeq and is a predicted model, not a curated record. Lineage: Eukaryota; Metazoa; Arthropoda; Insecta; Hymenoptera; Vespidae. Gene Ontology annotation, cellular component: nucleus. Gene Ontology annotation, biological process: regulation of transcription by RNA polymerase II. Gene Ontology annotation, molecular function: zinc ion binding; DNA-binding transcription factor activity, RNA polymerase II-specific; RNA polymerase II cis-regulatory region sequence-specific DNA binding.
GCGAAGUCCGCCACCAUGUUGGUUCCUGCGCGUUGCACGUCGCCAAAGUCCUUCGGCGGACUUGAAACUUUUUUAUUUACCGCGUUUGUACGCGUAGGUACACACAGAGAGACGCGGGACAAAAGAGAAAGUGGUGGGGGUAAACCCUUCCAUCCCCUCCAAUUUGUUUCUUUCUCUCUCUCACCCUGUGGAAAGUCGAGAUAGGGUAUAUAAGUAUCUCUCUGUCAUCCCUACCACCACUACCACCCACCGGCUUGCUACACGGACUCGUGCCGCCUGCCGCUUUCUAGCAAAGUUUUCGCGAGAUCCUGGAAACUGCGGGAGAUGCUACGGGCGUAGAGGGAGUACGCUCGAAGGAGGGUAGAAGGAAGGAACGUUUUGCUGCUAGUCCUCCGUGUACUCAUACUCACGGGGGGUUCUCUUUUCAGCGGAUUCUAACCUACUAACGAGUUUACUCCGUCGGUAACACCGGCACGCGUGCCGCCUAUGUAAACGUGUGUCGUUGUCGUUGCUUCGUUGUCGUCGUGUGUAGUCACCCACAGUCACACGCACAACAUUGGGAUGAGGAGUGUGUUAGCAGCAACACGCCGCGCGAAAAAUCAUACUCGUGAUAUGACUAACGAUCGUAUCGAUCUUAAUACGAACGAUAAGAAACGCGAGCUUAUGUGAUAAACGAUUUUAAAACGCGUACCUCGUCGGCUCACUUUUUAAGAGCUUGUUUAACAACAUUAUCGAGGAUGGCGUCGAAGAAGAUUAGAAAGAACCAUUCGAUACAACAUCUUCUCGAAUUGCCAUCUAGUAGAGAAACUAAACAACCGUCGCAAUUUUCAUCUAAACAACCGACUAGUUCAUUGGCGAUUUCUACUCCUCGUCAGGUGCCAAUCACCGUUUUGCAUCCAACACCGAAAAAGUUGUAUUUGAGCAAAUCACGUCAAAGCGGACUAUUGGACGAUCCACAACAACAGCAAUCGGCAGUCUCGCAAAUAGCCAGUCUCAAUCCACGCCAGCAAGAGUCGUCCCUUGCAAGGCGGGACUAUCCCCGCCAAAUCAUGAACAAGGUGGAUGAUCGUGUAAGAUCGCCUAAUACGUUAAGAUGCGUGACAGCAACAACGUCGUUAUCUAUUUCCCCAUCGAGUCCUGAAGAACCUGUUACGCUGGUGGAACUGACCAGCGUCCCAGGCGGGCAGAAUGCAAUGGCACAUCUCAAAAAACGGAAGCUGGAAGCAGAGUCGAUCAGUUCGAAUCUUAAACAACCUCAACAACAGCAACAACAGCAACAACAACAACAACAAUUGCAGCAACAGCCAUUACUGACAAACAAAAAGGGUCCUCAAACCAGCGUUCCGAAAGAAAUGGAGGUGACUGACGCAGCUGCUAAAAGAAGAAGAAAAAGUGUUCGUGACGAUGAAAUACGAAAAUCGGUUGACGUUGAUCCAAAUAAAAAUAUAUCUUUACCGCAGAAGAAACGGGCGUUCACAUCGGGAAAUUCAGGAAGUCCGGCUAGAAAAUCAAGUAAACAUUGCGAGGAACCGGAAGACGAUGAAACUCUUAUAAGAGAAACUGAAGCAGCAUUGAAAAGUUUAUCUGGAAGUUGGCCCGGACCUAGAGGUUCGUUAUACCAAAGAGGAAAUUCAGAAGAAGACAGAUAUGAGUCUAAUUUCGAAAAUCUUUUCGAAGAAAAGAAAGAAAAUCCUAAAUUAUCACCUUCGUCGUUAUCUACCUCGUCAACCACCAGCACGGAUGCUGGUUGUUCGUUAAAAGACGUGAUAACGCUUCGUGGUCAACAUGAUCGGUGCGGUAGAUCCCAGAUGCAGAUGAAACAAGAUGUUAUGAAGCAACAACAUUUGACGAAGGGCAAAAAAGAAUUCGAUAAUUUGAUCAAAAUUGAAAAUGAAUGUGCGAACAUACAAUGUCAGGUAAACACAUGUCAAAAUGAAUCCGGUAAGAUUCGACCAGUAUCGGUUAGAUCUUUAGCCGGCAAAGAGAGAAAUGAAAGAAAUCUCGUUGGUGCUCACGUUGAUUCCCAAGGCCGUCAAGUGGACAAUAAAUAUUCCAGAUACGAACCACCAGAUUUUAACGAAUUAGUUGACGAUUCAUCGAAUGAAUUAGAAAUCGACAUGUCAGAUCCUACUCCCGAUAAAGAUGAUACCACAGGAGAAAGACCAAACGAUCGCGACAGAGAUAGAAUGUGCAAAAAUGCAGAAUCCCCUUCCAUCAUCGGAAGACAACAACAACAACAACAACAACAACAGCAACAACAGCAUCAUCACCAACAACAUUAUGCGGGAUAUCAAAGGCAAUACCAUGAAAAUAAUAUGAAGAUCUCACCUACGGCAACAUCAUCUAAUUCUUCGGUGUCAACGAAUUCUCCAUUCUCAGCCACUUCUGCAUUCAGGCCUCCUACCAGUGAUCAUUCGAAAAACAUUUGUCGCAGUACAGCAACGGUACCGGUUGGUGCAACCCCCAUACCACCUAUUGGUCCAUAUCCAGCUUCGGCUACCUUCGUUGGUUAUCCAGCACCAGGUCUUGGCCCAACGAUGCCAACCCCACAGCCUGUCCCUGGUUUAUCACCGACGUCAGAGGAUAAACAUUCACCGACCGUUUCGUUGUUGCAAUUAAAAUCAUCGAAAGAAGAAUCGCAUCACGUGUCGGUACACGAUCCUUCAUCCAACACGGUAUCUAGCAGUAAAAGUCCAACAGGACUUCCCUCAGUGACAAGUCCAGAUUCCUCAAAACAGUAUACGAUUCUUCAACCCGCUGGAGUUGGUUCUAGAGCUGCCAGUGCUAUUCAAGAUAUUAACAGAGAAGGAGUGGUCAGUGUUGCUGCAGUUAGCAAUUGUACCACUGGAAGCAACAAUACGAACAACAGUAGUAAUAAUAAUAAUAACAAUGGAACGAAUUGUAAUCGUAACAUUGCCAACAAGAAUACGAAUAACAACAAUGUGAAUAAUAAUAAUAAUAAUAAUAAUAAUAACAAUAGUGGAACUAAUGGAAGUUCGAACAGUAACAACGUAACCAGCAUUUCGAUCACCGCUGUGUCUACCAGUACCACAUCCAGUUCCACAAAUACCAAUGAUGGUUCAUCUGCAAGUGGAACGGGACAACAGGAAAAUAUGAUGAAAAUGCCAGAAAGACCUAACACGUUCGAUGCCAACAGACCAGGAAUGUCCAUGUCUCCGUCCAGUCUCAGUAGAGAAGGCAACAAGUGUCCAACCCCAGGUUGCACGGGGCAGGGUCACGUGACCGGACUCUAUUCCCAUCACCGCAGUCUAUCUGGUUGUCCACGGAAGGAUAAACUAACGCCUGAAAUUCUGGCGAUGCAUGAGACUAUUUUGAAAUGCCCAACGCCUGGCUGCAACGGUCGUGGUCAUGUCAGCUCUAAUAGGAACACCCAUAGAAGCCUCUCCGGGUGUCCAAUAGCUGCGGCAAAUAAGCAGGCCGCACGCGAAGCACGACACAGGGCACAAGUGUCAGGAAUACCUCCAGAAUAUAUCAGCACAAAUCUACUGCCACCAUCAAUGGACAGCAAGUCCUAUUCGCAGUAUUCGUCUGGUAGUCAGGACACAAAGCCAGUGAUAAGUUCCUUGACUUACGACUAUUAUGCCUCUACGAAAAGCACAGGGAUAAAUGUGAAGCCUCCUAAAACAUCAGAGGAAAGUCCACCUUCUCGUUCAAGCAAGGUAGUCCCUAAGACCGAGAACAUGACAGCUAGUGGUAGUUGCUGCAAUCCUUUACCAAGUAGAGGCCAAAAUACAUCAGACUUGUUGGUACCUAAGACGGAAGAUACCGUAUCGUGCCGUGUCAAUUCACCGCCACCACCUCCACCACCGACAGUUCGGCCUACAUACGAUUCUUAUAUGAAUCAGGAUUCCAAUUCGUCAUCGUUGUCAUCGAUGGAUGCAAUGGGUUCAAGGGGUACCAUAGGUGGUAGCAUACAUCAUUCCAAUCAACAUCCAACGCAUCACGUUUUGCCAAUGCAACCGACAGUUGCUUAUCCCAUGCCAAUGGUUGAAGAUACGAGGAUGAGUCAUCAAAUGUCUCAAAGAUCACCGUACGAAUCUUCGACAAUGAUGGCUGCUGCUGCAGCCGCUGCAGCAGCUGCUACUACCAGCGAAGAACUUUAUCAUCACAGAUCUGCCGAACAUGCGAGAGCUUACAUGCAUCCAGGAACAACUAAUAUUGCACGACCCGUAGUUACUUAUUCGAAUGAGAUAGCCGCUGCUAGAGGUUACGAAAAUCCAAUAGCCAAUGCUGCUAAUCAUCGACCAUACGAUCCAGGUACCACGUCAGCGUAUGAAAGAUACGAUGCACAAACUUGUGCACCAAUCCAACCUCAGCAACAGCAGCAGCAACAACAACAGCAACAGCAGCAACAACAACAACAACAGCAACAACAACAGCAGCUGCAUUCAAGAUCAAAUAUGUAUUAUUUGGGACAGACCGGCAUGACGCCCGAGGAACAGGAACGCGUUUAUCAUCAAGAAGCUGCAGCAGCCGCUCAACAACAUCAAAUGGUUAUGGCUGCUGCCACGGCAGCGAGCAUGAUGAAAACGGAAGAUGUGAAAUGCGUGACAGUAGCACAAGUUCAACAAAUGCAAAAACCUGGUGGACCGCCAACUUCUCCAGGGGGUUCGGUGAUGGAUCUGUCAACGUCGAGUGUUACUUCUACUAGUCCACAGGCUCCUCCUUAUGGUUCGAGCAGUCUCAGUCCGCAAUAUGGAGGAGGUCAAACUGUCGGUGGUAGUCCACAAGCUGCUGCAAGUCCUCACUUGACUGCAAGUCCUCAAGUCCCUAGUCCUCAGGGUCAAACAUUGGACCUUAGCGUGAAUAGACUUCACAGUGGUGCACCAAGUCCUCAAUAUUCCACGGGUCAUGGAGAAGCCGUUGCGGUUCCCGUAGGUCCAGGUUUUCCGGCACCACGACCAAUCGAAGAACAAACUGAGCCCGUGGACUUUUCCACGGCAAACGAGCCAGUCAAUUUCAGCGGGGGUCCAGGAAUCAGGCCUGUCCCAGGAUUCCCGCCACCCGGUGUGCACGUAGCUGCAUAUAGUCGUGAAAGCACCCCUGACAGUGGUGGUUCCCACUACAUGGACGCCUACCGAGAUCCUACCGGAUAUGGACCAAUGAGCCCGCAUCCAGGUUACGGUAUGGCUGGUGUACAACCAGAGUAUCCUGGAAACACUUAUACUCCUUACCCCACCGCAAGUUAUAAUUGUGGUGGAACCUACCCUGCAGGUCCAGUUACUUCUGGAUACCAAAUUCCAGCAGGUUAUACCCCAGCACCGUGUUACAGUAUGCCACCACCACAACAUACUGUUGGACCUCUCGAUAAACCAUCCGGUAAAGAUGACAGCCUCUCUGGUUGUCCACGAGCCGAUCGUUCACAAAUUCAAGCGCACUCACAAGAACUGAAGUGUCCAACACCAGGAUGCGAUGGUUCAGGACACGUCACUGGAAAUUAUUCGUCUCACAGAAGUUUGUCCGGUUGUCCGCGAGCUAAUAAACCAAAAAGCAAACCAAGGGAUGGACAGGAUUCAGAACCAUUAAGAUGUCCCAUACCAGGUUGUGAUGGAUCUGGCCAUGCUACUGGCAAAUUCUUGUCUCAUCGCAGUGCAUCCGGAUGCCCGAUCGCAAAUAGGAACAAAACGCGAGUCAUGGAAUCUGGUGGAACAAUUGAACAACACAAAGCAGCAAUCGCAGCGACGACAGCGAUGAAAUUUGAAGGUGUCAAUUGUCCUACACCAGGCUGCGAUGGUAUCGGUCAUAUAAAUGGCUCAUUUUCAACGCAUAGAUCACUAUCGGGUUGUCCUAUAGCCGGACAUGCUGUCAAGAAACCAAAGUUCGAGGAUAUGUCAAGCAUGUACAGCAAAGGAAUCCCCGGGGUGGACGCCGGUGGUCCGGCUCACGGAGGUGCGGUGGGCACGGGUCAGGGUAAUACAAGCGGUGGUGGGUCCACAAGUGCCCAGGGCGAAGACCUCUAUACACUGGAGGCUGAAAUCACAGAACUCCAAAGGGAGAAUGCUCGGGUUGAAUCGCAAGUACUGCGCCUGCGUAGUGACAUCACCGCCAUGGAGAAUCAACUGAAACAGGGCGAGAAGGAAACAACGACGAUAGCUACGCGAAACAAUAAUUUAACCGAGUACUAUCAGUCGUUACGUGAUAACAUGAUAACGUUGCUGGAACACGUACGAAUACCUAACGCCCCAGGUGGACCGCCAGAGAAAAUGGGCCAUGAGAAUUUUGAUAGUUAUCUAACAAAACUGCAAACUCUGUGCACCGCCGACGGCUAUUGUGCCGACGAAACCAAUCGACCGAUCUACGAAACGGUGAAAACCGCCCUACAAGAUUUCACGGUCCUGCCGACACCCAUCUGAGACCAUCCCUAAAGUUCAACGAUCGAGUACAGUGUCGUUCGUCGAACAUCUUUGAUAAAGUGAUUAACGAUAAUGUCAGGAUUCGAUUUUACCUACUUACUGUUAUUGGGUAAACUUUUCGUGUCCAUUGUGAAAAAGGAACUUUGCAUUAUCGACCAGCCCGAUUAGCAAAUAUAAUUUAAACAAUUUAAAAAUAAAAAAAAGAUACUUUCUCUUAAUAAUAAUUCGAUUCAGGUAAAAAAGGAAAAAUUCGUUGACAAAAAUUGUUGGAUAUUAUUCGAGAAACAUAUAAUUGAACAACACAAAAAUUGUUUCACCGAAACAUCUCGAUUGUAUCCACAGAAAAAAAUGUUCUAUCAGAACAUGUGAGUCGAUUAUAAACAAAUUAUACGAUGUCUAAUUUCGCCAUUAUGCGAAAUAUCUUUUGUACAUAC